GGGUGGUCCAACGUCACCCCCGGGUCCCCCGAUGUCACCCUGGGGUCCUGCCGGCGCUACGUGGCCUCGGCCCCCGCCAACGUCACCGGUGGUCCCCGGACCACCGAGCCCUGCCGGGACGGCUGGGACUACGACCGCAGCGUCUACGUGUCCACCAUCGUCACCGAGUGGGACCUGGUCUGUGGCUACCGGCAGCUGCGGCAGAUGGCCCAGUCCAUCUACAUGGCCGGCGUCCUGGUGGGCGCCCUGGUGCUGGGCGGCCUCUCGGACAGGUUUGGGCGCAAGGCCAUGCUGAUGUGGUCCUACCUGCAGCUGGGGGUGAUGGGGACGUGCACGGCCUUCGCCCCCAACUACGCCUCCUACUGCGUCUUCCGCUUCGCCGGCGGGAUGGCGCUGUCCGGCUUCGGCCUCAGCAUCGCCUGCCUGGUGGUGGAGUGGAUCCCCACGCCCUACCGCGCCGUCACCGUGGCCAUCACCGGCUUCGCCUACACCCUGGGCCAGAUCAUCCUGGCCGGGGUGGCCUACGCCGUCCCGCACUGGCGCUGGCUGCAGCUCUCCGUGUCCCUGCCCUUCUUCGUCUUCCUCCUCUACUCCUGGUGGUUGGCGGAGUCGGCGCGGUGGUUGGUGCUCUCGGGCAAGGCGGAGCGGGCGGUGAAGGUCCUGCGGCGCGUGGCCGCCUUCAACAGCCGCCAGGAGCAGGGCGAGAAGAUCACGGUCGAGAUGUUGACGUCCAACAUGAAGGAGGAGCUGGCGGCUCUGAAAGCCUCCUACACUGUCUCCGACCUGGUCCGGACCCCCGUGAUCCGCCACAUCUUCUUCUGCCUCUCCAUCGUCUGGUUCUCCAUCAGUUUCUCCUACUACGGCUUGGCCAUGGACCUGCAGAACUUCGGGGUCAGCAUUUACCUCAUCCAGGUGAUUUUCGGCGCCGUCGACUUCCCGGCCAAGGUGGUGGUGACCGUGUCCCUGAGCUACGUGGGCCGGCGGCUCUCGCUGGUGGUGACCUUGUUCUUGGCGGGGCUGGUCAUCGUGGCCAACAUCUUUGUGCCCACAGAGCUCCAGACGGCGCGCACGGCGCUGGCGGUCAUCGGCAAGGGCUGCCUGUCGGCCUCCUUCAACUGCGUCUUCCUCUACACCACCGAGCUCUACCCCACUCCCAUCAGGCAGACGGGGCUGGGCUUCGGCAGCACCAUGGCGCGCGUGGGCGGCAUCGUGGCGCCGCUGGUGAAGAUGAUGGACGAGUACUACCCCUUCCUGCCCCCCGCCGUCUACGGCGUGGCGCCGGUGGUGGCGGCCGUGGCGGCGGCGUUCCUGCCCGAGACGCUGAACGCGCCGCUGCCCGACACCAUCGAGGAGGUGGAGAACAGGACCACGCGGAAGCCGGCCGGUGACCCCAAGGAGAAGAUCGCGCUCCAGCCCCAGGACGGGCCCCCCCCUGAAGGAGGCCUGAGGGACGCUGGUGGUGGCCACAGUGCCCCGGCCACCAGCGGCCACCAGCGGCCACCGCUCCAGGGGACCCUUGAGGGGGGCUGGGGGCGACCUCGGUGGUGA
Molecule: messenger RNA, 1548 nt
Organism: Hirundo rustica (Barn swallow)
Lineage: Eukaryota; Metazoa; Chordata; Aves; Passeriformes; Hirundinidae
Product: solute carrier family 22 member 6-A-like
Exons: 10
Coding region: 205-1548 (447 amino acids)
Biological process (GO): transmembrane transport
Cellular component (GO): membrane
Molecular function (GO): transmembrane transporter activity
Source: RefSeq, a predicted model, not a curated record